UUCUGAACAAAAUCUCUCCCCAAUAUCUCUUCAUAUUGAUUCCCACUCCAUCCAAUUCUGCUCAUCGAGAUAUGCUCCUUUUUCAAGCUUUCGAUUCUCAGGCUUCUCGGUUACCCUAGCACCGGAAUUUUUUCUCAGUUGGAGCUUGUUCGACGUUUCUUUGUUGGGCUUCAUAAAUGGCUCCCAGGGAGCGAAUUAAAAAGCGGGGUAACUUACGAAUUGAUGCUGCGCUGGAUGCUAUGAAUCCUUUCGGAUUUCAUCCGAAGUUGGUUCGUGACACGGUCAAGGAGCUCCUCAGUGUGUAUGGAGGAGACGAAGGAUGGGUAUUCAUUGAAGAAGGCUCUUAUACUCUCUUGAUUGAUACCCUUCUCGAGAAACGGAAAGAUGGUGCAAUAGAGAAGGUUCAUGAAGAGGAUGGAAGAAUUGCAGAUCUUCAGGAGACCUCUGAAGCGGGCUGUUCCUCGAAUGUUGUUAAUGAAGCUUCCACAUCUAAUCCUGGGGCUGAGAUUACCGUGAAACCGACUGAGGGUGUAAUCUCAUCGUACGUGGACAAUGAACCUUUCAGGAUCACAGCCACAGUACCUGCAAAUGAUUCAGGUAACUAGUUUGACAUUUCAAACCAAACUUAUGGAUUUUCGCCGUUCUAUAACUACCAUUUUAUCGGUUACUUUAAUCGUAAUUUCAUGAGGUUAUAUUCGUAAAGGCCUUAAACUUGUAACCUUGUUUUAGAUACAUUCUCUUCUAGGCCGAACUAACACCCAACCAGCUAAACAUUUAGAUUAUUACAAAUGUGCAAAAUAAACGGAUUUAGGAGGUCAAGAAAGUCUAUGCUCUAAUGGAUAACAGUAGCAGCUUUUUAAAGGCAAUAAUUGAUUUCAAUUGGUUACUUGGGAAAGAAACUAUGAGUUGAUCUUGUGUGUGAUUUCACUGCCAUUGUUGAUU
Cucurbita pepo subsp. pepo (vegetable marrow) is the source of this 942-nucleotide messenger RNA. The record is from RefSeq and is a predicted model, not a curated record. NCBI's taxonomy places the organism in Eukaryota, Viridiplantae, Streptophyta, Magnoliopsida, Cucurbitales, Cucurbitaceae.